CUAGCCUGGCCUACGUGGGCCACUCGGGCGUCCUUCCAGCCCACCAUACGCCUACCCUCGGGGCCAUGGGCAAGACGGCCCUCGGAGCGGCGGUGGCAGCUGCGGCGGUGGCUGGGGGCGGGUACCAGCUGGCCGAGUCCUUCGUCCCUGGCGCGCUCGGCCCGCAGCCCGCGGCCAGCCGCCUGGCUCUCCGCGGCGCGGCGGCGGCGGCCGAGGAGGCGUCCCCGGGGGCGCAGGCUGGCGUCGGCGCGGGGCCCCUGCUGGCGCUCGCCGGCGCUGUCGGCGCGGUGGCCCCGCGCCUCGCGUCGCGCCCGAGGCCCGCCCGCACGGCGCGGGCGGCCGCCGCGGCCGUGCCCGCGGCCGCGCCCGCGGAUGAGGAGGAGGCGCCGCCGCCGUUCGACCCGGCCCAGCAGCUGGGGGCCAUGGCCCCGCUGGGCUUCUUCGACCCGCUGGGCUUCUGCAAGGUCGGCGACGAGGAGGGCUUCCGCAACCUGCGCUCCGCCGAGCUGAAGCACGGGCGCGUGGCCAUGAUGGCGUCGGUGGGCGCGGUGGUCCAGGCUCUCCUUCCGGGCGAGGGGCCGAAGGGCCUCGGAGCCGUGGCUUCGGCGCCAGAGGGCCUGGCGGCGCUGGUGCUGGUGUCUGGCGCCCUCGAGCUCACCAUCUGGAGGGACGACCCCGCGAAGGGCGUGGACUCCAUCGGUGACUUCGGCAACCCCCUGCAGCUGGGCGUCGGGGAGCCGCUGGGCGAGUCCGAGGACAUGAAGAACCGGGAGCUCAACAACGGCAGGGCCGCCAUGUUCGCCACGCUCGGCAUAGUCGUGGCCGAGCUGGCCACGGGCAAGAACGCCCUGGAGCAGCUCCUGUCUAGCCUGGCCUACGUGGGCCACUCGGGCGUCCUUCCAGUCCACCAGACGCCUACCCUCGGGGCCAUGGGCAAGCCGGCCCUCGGAGCGGCGGUGGCAGCUGUGGCGGUGGCCGGGGGCGGGUACCAGCUGGCCGAGUCCUUCGUCCCUGGCGCGCUCGGCCCGCAGCCCGCGGCCAGCCGCCUGGCUCUCCGCGGCGCGGCGGCGGCGGCCGAGGAGGCGUCCCUGGGGGCGCGGGCUGGCGUCGGCGCGGGGCCCCUGCUGGCGCUCGCCGGCGCUGUCGGCGCGGUGGCCCCGCGCCUCGCGUCGCGCCCGAGGCCCGCCCGCACGGCGCGGGCGGCCGCCGCGGCCGUGCCCGCGGCCGCGCCCGCGGAGGAGGAGGAGGCGCCGCCGCCGUUCGACCCGGCCCAGCAGCUGGGGGCCAUGGCCCCGCUGGGCUUCUUCGACCCGCUGGGCUUCUGCAAGGUCGGCGACGAGGAGGGCUUCCGCAAGCUGCGCUCCGCCGAGCUGAAGCACGGGCGCGUGGCCAUGAUGGCGUCGGUGGGCGCGGUGGUCCAGGCUCUCCUUCCGGGCGAGGGGCCGAAGGGCCUCGGAGCCGUGGCUUCGGCGCCAGAGGGCCUGGCGGCGCUGGUGCUGGUGUCUGGCGCCCUCGAGCUCACCAUCUGGAGGGACGACCCCGCGAAGGGCGUGGACUCCAUCGGUGACUUCGGCAACCCCCUGCAGCUGGGCGUCGGGGAGCCGCUGGGCGAGUCCGAGGACAUGAAGAACCGGGAGCUCAACAACGGCAGGGCCGCCAUGUUCGCCACGCUCGGCAUAGUCGUGGCCGAGCUGGCCACGGGCAAGAACGCCCUGGAGCAGCUCCUGUUCCACCAGAAGCCUACCCUCGGGGCCAUGGGCAAGACGGCCCUCGGAGCGGCAGUGGCAACUGCGGCGGUGGCCGGGGGCGGGUACCAGCUGGCCGAGUCCUUCGUCCCUGGCGCGCUCGGCCCGCAGCCCGCGGCCAGCCGCCUGGCUCUCCGCGGCGCGGCGGCGGCGGCCGAGGAGGCGUCCCCGGGGGCGCAGGCUGGCGUCGGCGCGGGGCCCCUGCUGGCGCUCGCCGGCGCCGUCGGCGCGGUGGCCCCGCGCCUCGCGUCGCGCCCGAGGCUUGCCCGCACGGCGCGGGCGGCCGUCGCGGCCGUGCCCGCGGCCGCGCCCGCGGAGGAGGAGGAGGCGCCGCCGCCGUUCGACCCGGCCCAGCAGCUGGGGGCCAUGGCCCCGCUGGGCUUCUUCGACCCGCUGGGCUUCUGCAAGGUCGGCGACGAGGAGGGCUUCCGCAACCUGCGCUCCGCCGAGCUGAAGCACGGGCGCGUGGCCAUGAUGGCGUCGGUGGGCGCGGUGGUCCAGGCUCUCCUUCCGGGCGAGGGGCCGAAGGGCCUCGGAGCCGUGGCUUCGGCGCCAGAGGGCCUGGCGGCGCUGGUGCUGGUGUCUGGCGCCCUCGAGCUCACCAUCUGGAGGGACGACCCCGCGAAGGGCGUGGACUCCAUCGGUGACUUCGGCAACCCCCUGCAGCUGGGCGUCGGGGAGCCGCUGGGCGAGUCCGAGGACAUGAAGAACCGGGAGCUCAACAACGGCAGGGCCGCCAUGUUCGCCACGCUCGGCAUAGUCGUGGCCGAGCUGGCCACGGGCAAGAACGCCCUGGAGCAGCUCCUGUUCCACCAGAAGCCUACCCUCGGGGCCAUGGGCAAGACGGCCCUCGGAGCGGCGGUGGCAGCUGCGGCGGUGGCUGGGGGCGGGUACCAGCUGGCCGAGUCCUUCGUCCCUGGCGCGCUCGGCCCGCAGCCCGCGGCCAGCCGCCUCGCUCUCCGCGGCGCGGCGGCGGCGGCCGAGGAGGCGUCCCCGGGGGCGCAGGCUGGCGUCGGCGCGGGGCCCCUGCUGGCGCUCGCCGGCGCCGUCGGCGCGGUGGCCCCGCGCCUCGCGUCGCGCCCGAGGCCCGCCCGCACGGCGCGGGCGGCCGCCGCGGCCGUGCCCACGGCCGCGCCCGCGGAGGAGGAGGAGGCGCCGCCGCCGUUCGACCCGGCCCAGCAGCUGGGGGCCAUGGCCCCGCUGGGCUUCUUCGACCCGCUGGGCUUCUGCAAGGUCGGCGACGAGGAGGGCUUCCGCAACCUGCGCUCCGCCGAGCUGAAGCACGGGCGCGUGGCCAUGAUGGCGUCGGUGGGCGCAGUGGUCCAGGCUCUCCUUCCGGGCGAGGGGCCGAAGGGCCUCGGAGCCGUGGCUUCGGCGCCAGAGGGCCUGGCGGCGCUGGUGCUGGUGUCCGGCGCCCUCGAGCUCACCAUCUGGAGGGACGACCCCGCGAAGGGCGUGGACUCCAUCGGCGACUUCGGCAACCCCCUGCAGCUGGGCGUGGGGGAGCCGCUGGGCGAGUCCGAGGACAUGAAGAACCGGGAGCUCAACAACGGCAGGGCCGCCAUGUUCGCCACGCUCGGCAUAGUCGUGGCCGAGCUGGCCACGGGCAAGAACGCCCUG
Messenger RNA from Prorocentrum cordatum, 3365 nucleotides. Lineage: Eukaryota; Dinophyceae; Prorocentrales; Prorocentraceae. The record is from the annotation of a GenBank genome assembly.